AAAAAGUAAAAAAUAUGUGUUUAUAUUAUUUGAGUUGACCAACAUAUGCGUACAGUUAACUCUAGCAAACUAAAAAAACUGCAGUGAUUCAUUGAUCGAUGUUUUCUUGGUCUCCAGCCCAAGUCGAAGAUCUCAGCGUCUCGCAAGCUCUCCCUCAAAAUCCUGCUCCUCACCAGAGCGUGUGAGGCGUUGGAGUGUGAGCGUCAGGAGCGGGAGGAGGAGAAGGAGCGCUACCUCGGGGAGAAGCUGCCCCCCCUGCAGCUGUCCGGGCUGAAGAUGGAGGAACUACAAAAUCUAUGCAAAGAGCUUCAUUCAAAAAUUGACCUUGCGGAUGAGGAGCGAUACGACUGCGAGCACAAAGUGAUCAAACACAACAAAGAUAUCAGCGAACUGAAGAUGAAGGUCCAGGACCUGGGAGGGAAGUUUAAGAAGCCGGCCCUGAGGAAGGUGAGGGUGUCGGCAGACGAGAUGAUGAGGGCCCUCCUGGGCUCCAAGCACAAGGGCUCCAUGGACCUCAGGGCCAACCUGAAGUCUGUGAAGAAGGAGGACGUCAAAACAGACAAGGUGCUCACGUCUGAGGUGAGCGACUGGCGUAAGAACGUGGAGGCCAUGUCCGGGAUGGAGGGUCGUAAGAAGAUGUUCGACGCGGCCGGCGGCGGUCAGUGAGUGGCCCCGGAUCCAGGAACCAGAGACGGUUGAAAGCUUUGAAAAUUUCGGUAAAAAAGUGUAACAAUAAAUAAAUAAGGUGAUUGCUUACCUGACAGUUAACCCUGCUUUUAUCGCGUUGACGGACAUUUUCUGUGAAAACCCGAAGGGAAUGAGAUCCAGGAGUGCCCCCCCACCCCCUCCAGGAGUGCCCCCCCACCCCCUCCAGGAGUGCCCCCCCACCCCCUCCAGGAGUGCCCCCCCACCCCCUCCAGGAGUGCCCCCCACCCCCUCCAGGAGUGCCCCCCCACCCCCUCCAGGAGUGCCCCCCCACCCCCUCCAGGAGUGCCCCCCCACCCCCUCCAGGAGUGCCCCCCCACCCCCUCCAGGAGUGCCCCCCCACCCCCUCCAGGAGUGCCCCCCCACCCCCUCCAGGAGUGCCCCCCCACCCCCUCCAGGAGUGCCCCCCCACCCCCUCCAGGAGUGCCCCCCCACCCCCUCCAGGAGUGCCCCCCCACCCCCAACCCCCUUGAGUUGCUCGUCUUUUAUUUAUCUCCAGAAUUAUUGUGUGGGUAGUUACUAGUGCAUCUGAAGGACGUAAGUAAAUAGAAAUAAACAAAAGUUAUCUGGUUUCAGUUGUGCCUUUGUUUCUACCAGAGUGUGUCUCUGUUAAAGUCUAUGUGAAACAUGUAGCGUACUUUCGAACUUUAAUAAGUAGAAAAUGUUGAUGAGGACUUUUUGGGACACAAAAAAUGUGAUUGAAUCUGUCAGGAUGUUACAUAAGGCUAUUACAGACUUUACGAGGAAUGGAAUGGAAAUGUGUGAUAUCAGUUCAAAUGGCAAGCCUACCAACUACUAACAAAAACCUGACUCCCAGCAGGGGAGAGAAUAGAUGCACAGGUGAAGGAUUUGCUAACAAGGGGAAAAAACAGAAAUGUUCAAUUCAUGUUGUCUUUAAGUCUUACUCAUUGGUUGAUCAGUUCACCUGAUGAUAGGUCAGAAGAUAAGAGGGGAGGGGCUACAACAGGUGCUACCCCCCCGUUCUAUCUAUCUAUAGUGCAGCAGAGUGCUGAACAGACCGUUCCCUGUUCUUCAAAUUGAGUCGAUUUGGAAACAAAUGUUUUAUUAGAACUUUAGAACAUUGUGGUUUUCUUAAAUGUAGGAGGGUGUUCAAUGUGGUUUUAUUCAUUCUCUAUGCUGAUUGGUGAAUACAUCUUCAAACUCCGUC
Messenger RNA from Gadus macrocephalus (Pacific cod), 1873 nucleotides. RefSeq names its product troponin I, slow skeletal muscle-like. The coding region runs from base 277 to 666 and encodes 129 amino acids. The record is from RefSeq and is a predicted model, not a curated record. Gene Ontology annotation, biological process: muscle contraction. The transcript has 5 exons. NCBI's taxonomy places the organism in Eukaryota, Metazoa, Chordata, Actinopteri, Gadiformes, Gadidae. Gene Ontology annotation, cellular component: troponin complex.